Molecule: messenger RNA, 2705 nt
Organism: Indicator indicator
Lineage: Eukaryota; Metazoa; Chordata; Aves; Piciformes; Indicatoridae
Gene: TMEM38A
Product: transmembrane protein 38A
Exons: 6
Coding region: 1-897 (298 amino acids)
Biological process (GO): potassium ion transmembrane transport
Cellular component (GO): membrane
Molecular function (GO): identical protein binding; potassium channel activity
Source: RefSeq, a predicted model, not a curated record
AUGGAGCUGGCGGGGGCCCUGCAGCUCGGGGAGCUGGCGGCCGCCUUCGCCGCCCUGCCCAUCUUCCCGGUCUUCGACACGGCCUAUUUCAUUGUCUCCGUCCUGUACCUCAAGUAUGAGCCAGGAGCUGUGGAAAUGUCUCGUAAGAGCCCUUUUGCCUCCUGGCUUUGUGCCAUGCUCCACUGCUUUGGAAGUUACAUACUUGCUGAUCUGUUACUCGGAGAACCACCUAUUGGUUACUUCAGCAAUAACUCCAGUGUCAUCCUGGCCACCUCAGUCUGGUAUUUGAUAUUCUUCUGUCCCAUGAACCUCUUCUACAAGUGUGUAAGCUUUCUGCCUAUGAAACUCAUCUUUGUGGCAAUGAAGGAGGUGGUCAGAGUUCGCAAAAUUGCUGCUGGGGUCCACCAUGCUCAUCACCUUUACCACCAUGGGUGGUUCAUUAUGAUGGCUACUGGAUGGGUCAAAGGUUCUGGUGUUGCCUUGAUAUCUAACUUUGAGCAGCUGCUGCGUGGGGUCUGGAAGCCAGAAACAAAUGAAAUUCUUCAUAUGUCCUUCCCUACAAAGGCCAGUCUGUAUGGCACAAUUCUCUUUGCUCUGCAACAAACUCACUGGCUCCCUAUCUCUGAAGCGAAUCUCAUCUUCUUUUUCACAAUGUUUAUGAUAGUUUGCAAAGUUUUCCUGACGGCGACUCACUCUCACACCUCACCUUUUGCUCCAGUGGAAAACUUCCUCUGCCCGGUUUUCUUUGGCUCUGUUUCCAGUGGACACACUAGUCACCAUCAUGAUCAUCACCAUGGGGCCUCCCAUGAGGUUUCCCAUCCUCCUCCUCCUCCUGCAAAGUCAAAAGAGGAGCUAAAUGAAGGCACAAGGAAACGGAAAGCGAAAAAAGCUGAAUGAAAGCAACCACACAGUAAAUAGGCCAAGAAACUUCUUCCAGAGCUGAGUCUCCGAGCCAUCUGUGACCUUCCUUAUCCUCCAGUCCUUCUCUGUCAGACUCCAGAGAAGAGGUGGAAGCCAGGACAUUGCCAGGCAGUCAUUUGUGCUCGAUGUGCUUCUGCUUGCUUCUUGGUCUCUGUCUCUCUAUUCUGAUCACGUUUUCAGGGAUUUGUGGUUCUGUGCCAGGAUAAGUGGGUGCCAGUUCCAAAGCUGUCAGUGGUUAUGAUGCAGCAUUUUUGGUUGAUGCAAAAUCUUCCGCUAUGUUUAUUUCUGAAUGGAGCCAAGUUUGUGCUCCUGCAGGGCUUAAGUUCCCUUGAGUUUUCAUGGACCUUUUUGAGCCCUACUGAAACAAACUGUUAAGACACAAUCACUGUAGAAAUUGGAUUUCAUACUCAAGGAAAUUAAAUAGUCUUGCAUGAGCCUGAGUUUAUUUAUCCUAGCUCCCACAUCUGCCAUAUCUCCAGUUAAUGUGACAUUUUAUAUGCAAUAAGGAUAGCAACUCUGGUGUCCUGGCCAAACUCUUACUUCUUUCCAAGUUCCCUCUGAUCCUGAAUGGAUAGAACAUUGUCACUUUCUUGACUAAGUCUGUGUCUGCAAGAGGUUUGAUGCUGUGAAAUGCUCGGUGUGCUAUGUAUUGGUGCUGUUACUCCUAUGAACUGUUGCAUAGCAUUGCUGCACGUUGUCACUUAUAGUGUGUUCCACCUCAGAUUUGAUCAUAGUUAACUACAGAACAAGCAUGGUUCUGAUUUGUUUGCAGUCCUGUGGGAUACAGGAAGGGUGUGUGAGUAUAAGUAAGUAUUUAUUACUAUUUAUUUAUAAUUUUCAGGGCACUGAAUUCAUGGACCUGGAAAUGGUUUUUUUUAAAAGGUUGCAUUUUUAUGUAGAGAAUUGGAUAUUUCUAAGUGUGGUCUGUGGCCACAGCUACAUGCCGGUGUGUGCUUGAAGGAUUGCUGUUGGUGUGCUGAAGAACAACCUGAACACUCUUGCAGGAUGCAUGAAGGAACAUUUCCUAUACUCUUAAAAUAGAAAGGCUGAAGAAGUGAUUUCACACCAGCUGAUUAAGACUCUUUGUAAAGAAUUGACAAAACCACACCAGAUGAAGAUAUUGAUUAUUUUUUAUAUGUCCCUUGUGGUGAAAGUACUGGUCUGUGAAAGCAGCUUGAGCCCAAUGAGUGGAAAAUCUGAAAUGCCUUGCAUGGCUCAGAGAGGAGUCUAUCAGUCUGUUCAUGUCCUGCUUUGUGAAUACUGCCUUUUAGAGUAGUUUUAAGCUGUUCUAAACUGAUUUUGUUCUUAUAAAUGUCCUCAUCCAAAGGCUGGAUCACCGUGGUGAGAAUGAUGUGCAUGGGGAUGUGGUGUUCAGUUAAGCAGCACAUUGCCAUCCCUAGCAGCAAGGUUUGUUGCUAUCAUCUUGCAACUGGGAAUAUAAACUGGAGGACUUAAGAAAAGUGUACUUUUUGUGUAUUUCCCUGUUCAAAACUAAAAUUGAAGGUUAAUUAAAAGAAAUUCUUGUAUACAACCAGAUGAAAGCCAGUGCAAAAAGCCAAAUGCUUGUGGGUUUGGGCUUUGACAGUGCCUUAAUUUUGUGAGUUUCACUCCUCUUUGGUAAAAAACAGGAAUUCUCCCUGACAAGUCACCUCUCUAGUUUGCAGACACUGGUCUGCUGAAAUCUGAUGUAUCACUAGCAUGCAGGCAACAAUGAGUGUUCUAUGAGAGGUCUGAUUCAAGGGGAAUCUUGUUUUAUAAAAGCUGUGAACAAAUAAAAAUUGUGA